GAUAUAAGGGGUGAGUUCCGCUUCCACUUCGCCGGUCAACCUGCGCUGCUUCAUCACCACGAGUCCUAGCCACCCCCCUCAAUAUCCCAAAUGCCUACGCUUGACGUCUUAGCAGCGCUCUGGCGCUGCAUGUCUCGUAGAUUAUUCUACGAGAUCCUCUUCGUCUGCCUGCUCUCACGCAUCUACGCCACGAGCGUCGCCCUGGGCCUAGGACUCUUUGAUGCUCGUCGCGUCCGUUCAGACCCGCAGUACAAGUUCCCGAUCAGCAAUAUGUUCGCCCCCGAACUGCACGGAGGCCGUGGUCUCAUGUGGAUGCUUCUUGCUUGGCAAGUUCCUAUCAUCCUCAUCUUCUACUCCUGGGAGUACCGGCAGCAAGAUGGCGACGAAGACCUUACGCUCGAUAACCUUGAGGAGAACUGGCAACGAGUGUUGGGCCUUAUCUAUCGCUAUGCCAUUACUGGGAGUAUCAUGGCUGUAAUCCUUCAUAGCGCGUACAUCGUCGGCAACAUCAACGUCGGACUCAUCGUAUUGGCGUGCAUCGCCACCGUCUACUUGACCAACGUACUCGUUUGGCCCCUUGUGACGUGGAUCAAGACCGGCCGAGGCAUUCCACGACCGCCAGAACCAGAGCCAAUAUCUGCCCCAAUACCAGUCAGAACUUCUCGGAGAAUGAGAGGAACGUGCGAUGAUCUCCUUGAAGCCUUACCAAUUCUGCGACGACACGAUGUCCCGCUUGAGGACCAAUGCGCAAUCUGCUGCGAGACCUUUCAAGACGUUUGCAACGAUAACGGCAUCAUCAUUAAGAUUCCCGGAUGCGAGCACGUAUUCUGCCAGACAUGCAUCAGCGGAUGGCUGCAUCAUGGUCGCUCUACGUGCCCCAUGUGUCGCCACAACUUCCUUUGCGAUGCCGAGUACCUCUUGGCCGUUGCGUCGCUCGCCAGAGGUGGGGUUCAAGUCGACGACACUGUUGAUACCAACAUAGCCUUCGACCUUUCGUGGACACGCAUGUUCUGGGCAGUACUCGGGUUCUGUCGCAAGCUAUUCACGGUUUUCGUCAGCGACCGCAUCAAUCCGUCGUUCGGUCUCGCCAUGGCAGUCUUGCACAUACUCUUUGCAGCACCCUUCCGACUAUUGAAAGCGCUGAUCCGUGCGCUUGUGGACAUAUGCGAGUCUCUCGACUUCGUGCAACGCUGGUACAGCGCUACUGAGGACGCGUACAUCAAGGAGCUCCUGGAAAUCACUCGGCUUCAGGCUUCUCGGCUGGACGAAAUGGAACGACAACUCAGACUGUUGCAGAACUCCGAGCGAACUGGUGACCACCUCACCAGCGUAACUCCGGCAAGUGGAACGAGGCUCGACAGCGGGGCGAUGCGCAGUGGUGCGCUUCUCUCCGGCUUCUAAAUUGUGGUAAUGAUGUGCCCGGUGGACUCUGCUGCGCACGAGAGUCAGGCGGGCACAUCUACGGGGAGGGCGACGGUGACCAUGCUCGGGAUGAGGCCGAUAACUGGAGUGACAAGGGGCUUAUGGAUCAAAACCGGGAUCGUUGUUUCAAUAUUGCCAUCACUACUGGACCUAG
Messenger RNA from Rhodofomes roseus, 1576 nucleotides. RefSeq lists its product as uncharacterized. The coding region runs from base 91 to 1401 and encodes 436 amino acids. NCBI's taxonomy places the organism in Eukaryota, Fungi, Basidiomycota, Agaricomycetes, Polyporales, Fomitopsidaceae. The record is from RefSeq and is a predicted model, not a curated record. The transcript is spliced from 5 exons.